AUGCCGGUCGCAAUAAUCACUUGCGUCGUCCAUUGCACUUCGGCGGGUGUAAAAGCCGGUAGUGUCAAAGGCUGCAGUUCAAAAUCAAACAUGAUUUUGAUCAAUGCACUCGUGCUUUGCGCUUCGGCGAUCUUCAUUGAAAAUGUGGUGGGUGAAGUGCCAAAUUUUCGUAUCUUGGCGCCUGCCUUCGUCUGCCCCAAAGAUAAGGAUGCUGUAAUAGACAAACCGGACACUACAAUUAUAACGUUGCAAACAGACAGCGAUAUUCCAGUGGAGUACCUAUGGACUGUUCGCUGGGAGACGCUGGAUGCACCAUCCCAGCAGUUCACUCUGGCUCUAUGGCGCAACGUACGAGAACUGGAAAGCCAACUGAAUGAUCUUCCGAUGGAACCAAACGUCUUCGUUAUCAAAAACACUGAACUUCUCAGUGGUGUCACCUACAUCUUCAACGUGACAGCCACGACCUACCGCGAUAAAGUAGGUACGCAGAAAGAGUUCCGAAUUAAUAACAUCAAAGGAGACUCAAAGCUCCUCAUGGAAGGUCGAUCAGAGAUGUUCUCCGUCACCCUGCUUGGGGGACAGCUAGCCUAUGCUGAUAUAGAUUUUAUACUGGAAGCACAAGUCACUACAUGCUACAAGACUCACGACUAUUAUUUUGUUUGGACGGUAAAUAGCUCCGAGGGUAGUGUGGCCGUGUCUGACGUAAAAGGUUCCCGGUUGGUCAUCCGAGCCAACACCCUAACUCCUGGAGCAUCCUAUGAUGUGGUCUGCCAAGUAUACAAGUCUUCUACUGGAGUUUUUAUUACACAGAGCAGUCUCCCAUUCCGUGUGCUACAUAGGAAUGUCACUAUAAACUUUAAUGUAGACCUCAUGUCCAUAUCAGCUGAGCGUCCUUUGAAACUAUCUACUGACAUCAACAAACUGGACUAUAUAGGAGAGGGUAUGACAAUUGCUUGGGAAUGCACGACCGGUGGUGAACCGGUGGAAACAUUCUACCAGACUGAUGACGACGGCCAUUUAUAUUUCCCAUCGGGAUUGCUUUAUGCUGGAGAGUACUUGAUGAAGGUGACGGUGGAUGUGCGAAGACAUUCAAUUUCAGAGAAAGCUAUUACUCGGGUUAUUGCUGUGGAUCCCCUAUUACCAGUCAUUCAGUUACAACAUAUGCCGAGAGUUGUGAACGAAGGUACUGUGGUUACUAUACAUGCCAACGUCAGUCAUGUGGUACCAGGUUGUACCAUUACGUGGUACUUCAGGAGUAAGCAUUGCUUAGAGUCAGAGUUCUCCACUGCAACUGAUAUCUGUGCUGAUAACCCGCAUGGCACUGAGAUUUCUACACCAAUAAACUUUUAUUCCCUUGAACAAAACUUUCUGAGCGAACUGAUGGAUUACACCAAUGAGACUAGCUGGAAGUCGGUGUCAGUGAACUUCGAAGCCGCGGCUGGCAGAGUCAGGGUCGUAGCUGAGUGUAAUUGUAAGAAGGAUGAGAACUGCACUAGUGAAGGAGAAGUAUACGCCGGUGUAAUAUUUGAGCUUAAUGAAAGACCCGAUACAGGCUAUGUCCUGGUGACGCCAGAAAUGGGGACAGCAAUGGAGACGGUAUUCCGUCUGAGUACACAUCGCGUGGUAGAUGUCAACAAGCCGUUGAAGUACACCUUCUACUGCGACCUGAACAACAAUGACACCUUGUUACUUGGCACAUAUCUCGAGCACAAUGCGGUGGAGACUCUCUUACCUUAUAUUGAGGGUGGAAUAAAUGUUUGGGUGGAGGUUUGUGACUCUCUGGGCGCUUGCACUCCUGGAUCUACCACGUUGGUGCCAGUGGCUCCAGGCGAGGCUCGCACGGUCGACGCACUGGUCGAAGAUGUUCGUGCGCAUGUUCGACGCUGUGAGCUCACGCUGCUACGUCGACUAGCAGCAACUGCUGUUGUCAGUUACACUAACGCAGUCCAGACGGAAGCAUUUUCGAAGUUUGCUACUUCGCUACUGAACGCGUUGGGUGGUAUCGAGGAACGUUGUAUCGAACGCAAUUACGACUUGUACAAUGACUUCAUGUACUGGCUACAGAAAGCCGGCGUAGAUACCACUAAGUUAGUGUAA
Molecule: messenger RNA, 2097 nt
Organism: Spodoptera littoralis (African cotton leafworm)
Lineage: Eukaryota; Metazoa; Arthropoda; Insecta; Lepidoptera; Noctuidae
Source: the annotation of a GenBank genome assembly